Molecule: messenger RNA, 867 nt
Organism: Temnothorax curvispinosus
Lineage: Eukaryota; Metazoa; Arthropoda; Insecta; Hymenoptera; Formicidae
Exons: 5
Coding region: 323-646 (107 amino acids)
Source: RefSeq, a predicted model, not a curated record
AGGCUCUAUAAAUAUGAGUAUUCUCGUCCGCUUCUUUUCUUCCAAUCAUCUGUGAAAACAUAAACUUUUCGUAAACGUCAAUACGCUUUUCGGUCUCGCGAUUAAUGUAAAAAUUUAGCUGAAGUAUCGAUUCUGUAAAAUUGAAAAUAAGUAUUAAUUGAUUCUUAAUUGAUUAGACGUGUGUUCUUAAACGCGCAACAGUAUAAUUUGUUUUAUAAGUGUCGUAUUUAUCGUAAAUCGACACAUCGUGACUCUGUUUCAUUGUACGUAUUUGGAGCAGUAAUUUCAACGGCAGAAGAUUAAGUAUUUGGCUGUUUGUAAAAUGUCAACUGAGGACAAUGAAAAAAAUCCAAGUACGUCGCAUCCUGGGCCAAAUGUUGAGGACCCUAAGCUUCAAGAGUAUUACACAGAUGAAAAAAUUGAAAGUUUGUUGGUCGAAAAUCUCUACCUGAAGAGUCUGCUAAAAAUGUCAACUAAGGACAAUCAAAAAAAUCCAAGUACGUCGCAUCCUGGGCCAAAUGUUGAGGACCCUAAGCUUCAAGAGUAUUACACAGAUGAAGAAAUUGAAAGUUUGUUGAUCGAAAAUCUCUACCUGAAGAGUCAGCUGAAACGGUUACAUCCUAAAAUGUCAACUGACGACAAUUAAAAAAAUCCAAGUACGUCGCAUUUUGGACCAAAUGUUGAGGACUCUAAGCUUCAAGAGUAUUACGCAGAUGAAAAAAUUGAAAGCUUGUUGGUCGAAAAUCUCUACCUGAAGAGUAAGCUGAAACGGUUACAUCUUAUUUUGAAAAUGUUCUUUUAUAAUCCGAAAGUUGCUGAAUAUUUACAACAGCAAUGUCAAAUAAUUUAUUUGCCUUUUUUGAUUAC